AUGUCAAAAUCGUCGUACACAUGCAAUUCCACCUGCAAAGGCUCCCCCAAAGAGGUCCCCUCGUAUGGGGAUAUAGGAGGAAUUGGUGUAACUCUAGCCUUCGUUAUUACGGCGUGGAUAGUGGUCAGUGUUCUUGUCAGUUACUAUCUCAAAGUCUUCGAUCCCACAUUAGACCCUUUUCGAAAGGAGGGCACGCAGAAGCGAACCAAGUAUCCAAACUCGAUCGACUAUUCGGUUCACGAAAUGAUACAGAGCAUUCCUUGGCUGAAAAACGAUUCCAAAUCUAUUUUUUCUGGAUCUUCCAGACUUGGAAUCGUCUUGAACUCGUGCGUCCUCACGUUCGCCGAUAUCCAGAUCUUCACGUCAUUGGCGAUUCUCAUCGGCGCGUAUGCCUCAGUGGGUUGUGAUAUCGUUGCUUAUCAUUGGCAAUACAUGAUCUAUCUGGCAUGGCUUGCUUCGAUAACUCAUCUGGCCAGUCUGUCAUUUCUUCGCAACCAUCUCGCCAAUAACCCAGCAAAGCGCGCAUGGCGUCUCGUGGCCAUGUUUACAAUUCAAGUCAUGCUAUCCGUGGCAGUGGGACUGUCGAUGACUUUUACUGAGGAUACCAAGGAUCCAGAUGAGGGUCCUCAUGAGGAUCCUUGGCUCAAUCACGGUGGCCGCCCUGCUCAAUGUUAUUUUAGAGAGGGGGUAGAAACAAAUUCUGUGACUUUUCAAUCAGCUAUCAAGUUUAUCGUCCUUCUUGUUUGGGGACUCGCUAUUCGCAUGGCAAAGACUUUCGAGGGAUUUGAAGGUGGGCUGCGCAAAACUGCAGCGCUUCUAGAACAAAGGGGCAAUCGGCACAGAAGAGCUUAUUCGGGCUCGACAGGAAGAGACUGGGAUCACGCAUUUGCCCAUGCGUCUCUGCCUCUUCGUGUUUGGAGUUACUUUUCUGUUCCUAUUUUGAUCGGAUUCUACUCGGUUUUGAGUAUCCAACUUGACCUUUUCACGUCGCUCCUAGCUGAAGUCUAUUGGCUAUUCUUUACUACCAUCUGGAUUACGGCACGCCUCAUUAAACUCCGAAUACCAGGCAAUCAAGACGACAGCAAAUGGACUUUUGGCCAGGUUCUUCCUAUCAUCCUUCUGGUUGCCCCCCUCGUUCUGGCAACCGAAGCCUUUUAUACGACAUCAGCGAGUAAAGAGUCGGCCAACAACCACCCAGAUAUUCCGGUGCCUAAUCCAGACGACAUCAGAGACCUGAGCCAUAUUCACAGCCCUGCAUAUCGAGGUGCAUUCUUCUUAGCAGUCCUGUCAUACAUCGAGAUCGCGGUAUACUUCGUUCUCGAUCAACCAGCAACUCAAGGCAUCGCUAUCCCCCUCAUUGUGAUCCUAUUGUCAGCAUUUCUCCUCCAGCCGGUGCUGCAACUGUCUUGGGUUGUCUGUAACCUUUGGCUCGACAACAUGAUUUGGCACAUGCCAUUGAAACGCACAAUACGCGAUGUCGUCCUAUUCGGAUAUUCUGCCAUCUCACUUGCCCAGAGCCUCCCUCCAGGUGGAUUUGGGCAGGAGCUGCCAAGUGAUGUCGACACGGAUUUUUAUGCACUUUCUGUUCUCUUAACAAAAUUCAUCCGGUGGCUCCCAGACGAGCCUUCUGAGCCAACAUCCACUAUAGUCAUAACAUCACCACGUCUCAAGCGCUUCGUCGAUCUACGCAUUCUUCUCCCCGAUAACGACCCCUCAUGGACUGGCCAAGAUGAACCCCUUCCCCUAUCCCGCCUUGACUGGGCCAUAGUCGGCACAACGGUAUCUACCAAGAUCCCCGACCCAGAAGGAAACCUGACUUCCCACUCAACAUUCCACCAAUGGAUAUCAUCCCGCACUCUCGACUCCGAUGCCGGCUUCAUGUACCCUCAGCCAAACGAUCUGACCCUCGAAAAGGGCAGUAUGGUCAACCCCGAUACUGGAAUCGACACAGAGUAUGAAGAGCUAUGGCACGACGCUACGCCGACAGCAGUACCUGGCGAACCAGCCGUCAGAGCGCUUGUCCUUCAAACUGAGGAUGAUAAGAACGGAGUGAGGGGCUCAGUAGUGAGACUGGGAUGUUAUGCACAGGGGCUGAUCAGAGUUGGAGAGCAUAUCUCACUCGAAAGGUGGGAGUGGAAGGACGGGUGGAAGAGGACUAUCAGAAUGGGAGACGCGGAAUUGCCGAUUGAGAAGAUUCUGGGUGAAGAGGCUUUGAAAGAGGGUGACACAGUUGAUGUCGAUGGGCGAGGAUGGAAAGUUAUUGAAGAGAGUGGGAAAGACGGGUCAAAGCUGUGA
Molecule: messenger RNA, 2295 nt
Organism: Fusarium verticillioides 7600
Lineage: Eukaryota; Fungi; Ascomycota; Sordariomycetes; Hypocreales; Nectriaceae
Exons: 6
Coding region: 1-2295 (764 amino acids)
Source: RefSeq, a predicted model, not a curated record